Molecule: messenger RNA, 3169 nt
Organism: Dentiscutata erythropus
Lineage: Eukaryota; Fungi; Glomeromycota; Glomeromycetes; Diversisporales; Gigasporaceae
Source: the annotation of a GenBank genome assembly
AUGACAUCACCAACACCAACAGUUCAAAAGAAAUCUAAAAAGUCAAAAUCUUCUGAUCCUACCGUAAAACUUCCGAAAGGCAAAUUUCGGGUGCCGGACGAAGAGGCAGGAGAAAAACAAGGGGAAAUUGCGGCAAAACCGGCCAAUGAAGAGGUGUCUCAAAAGGAGCCAGUCAUCGAUACAAAGCCGGACAUCUUUCAGACAACUCCGCAUGAUGGAAUAAUUAUUGUAAAUUAUCCUAAUAUAAAUGCAAAAAAGGAAAAGGAUUCACAUAUUCUUGAAACACUAGAUGCUUUAAAUGGUACGAGACGGGAGGGAAAUGCAUCUCCAGAAAUGCCACCAACAGCUAUUGAAGUACUAGAAAAAAUCCUUGGAAAGGAUCCUGACCAAAACAAGCCUAAAGGUUCAAAUUAUGGAAGACUGGCUCAGGAUUUUAAGUUCCCAUCAAAUAAACCAUCUAAAAACAACCCUCCCAACACUAAUAAUGAUGUUACUGCUUCAUCAUCGAAAAACAGUGGGGAUAAUAAAGAAGUAGACCAAGAUGAUCUCGAUAAAAAAGAACGUACUCGCCGGCGAAAGAGUAAUUUAAAUCCUUUCGCACCAAUGAACCAUGAAGUGAAUGGUGAUACGGAAAUACCUUAUCAAAAGAAAAAACGUCGUUCGAGCCAACAACUUAUUGCUUCAGAAACUGCAGUUCCAUAUAACUACCCUCCUAAUAAUGGAUUUGAACCUUCGGCAUAUUACGAGCAUGGAAAUACAUCUUAUCCACCACCUAAUCAUGCUGAAAGAACUAUUAUACCUAACUGGGAAGAGUUUCAAACAAAGAUAGCUGAAGAAAUUGUCAGUAGAAUAGAAUCAGGAUUUCAAAAAGGAGUUGAUACACUCACAUUAGAAAUCAAAAAUACAUUGGUAGAACAUAUGUCUGAAGAUUCUGGUGCAAACGGAAAAAAGAAUGAUGAGGAAAUUAAUCUGCAAAAAUUGCAAGACCAGAUUCUUCAAGAAUUACGGAAUAAUCAUCAGGAAAUGCGUAAUACAUAUGAUCAAUUAAUACACAAACAUGAAGAAAUGCAAAAUCGUCAUCUUGAUCAAGUUUCUAAUCUUCAGACGGUCCAAGGUGGUGAUUCUCAAAGUUCAAUUUCGCAACAUCACGCAGAACUUCAAACCAUGCAUCAUAACUUGCAAACCGAGCUUAAAAAUGGUCUUAGAGGAAUACAUGAUGAAUUUCUAAAGAUGCUGGAACGACAACAACAACUUGGUAACGAAAUCAAGAGUUCACAAGCUCUUCAGCACCGUCUUUCUGAAUCAGAAUCCGAAAUCAAUAAGUUACGCAUGAUGAAUACAAAUUUGACAACUGAAAAUACAAGACUUUCAGACGAAAACCAUAACAUCAAAUUGCAAUACGAUGAGAGGAAACGGCAACAAGAGACCUCAAUUUCUGAUUUAAGAACAGAAAUAUCUAGUUAUAGAGACAAAGCUUUACGUGCUGAUAAGGAACUUGAUAUGAUUCGAACCACAGUAAGAUCGUUAGAAACACAGAAGGCUACACUGGACAACAUGAAUGCAACCCUGGAAACCAAGAAUGCAACCCUGGAAAACAAAAUACGUAAUCUACUAAAUGAGAAUAAUGAGAUUUUUAAUGAAAAUAAUGCAUUACAAAAACACAAAGAUGAACUUAAUGUUAGGCUUCUUCAAAUAGAAACAGAUCUCGCCGAGUCGAAACUAAAAAAUAAAGAAUUAGAGAAUAAAAUACUCAUGGAAGAUAGUUCUUCUAAAACUAAAGAAGAUAACUUACGGAAACAAUUACAAGAAGCUAAUCAAGAAAUUAUCGAACUUCGUGCACAUCAACGUCGAGUAAAAGACCUCGAAAAUGAAAUAAAAACUCUUAAAAGCAAUGAAUCUGUCCAGUUAAAGUCAAAGGAUAAGGAAAUUGAUGGAUUGAACAAUCAAAUAGCCCAACUUAACCGGAGAGUCAAUGACCUUGAUAAUAGUCGGUCCGAAUUACUACAAAACAAUCAGAAAGAAAUUGCAUCACUCCGUGCUUCCAAGCAGGAAUUGUUAGAACUCCGUGAUAGCAAUAAAACCCUUGAAGAUGAAAUUUCUAAUGCACGUAAGCAUAAUAAAGAGCUUGAAACUAAAGUUGAUGAACUUGAAAAAAGUAUUGUUGAACUAAAGAAAAUUCGACAAGACUUCGAAAAUGUAAACCGGAAAGUAAAGAGCAUGGUAGAUUUUGAAGCCAAGUAUAACGAAAAAGUUGAAGAAUUUAAUAUACUUCAUUUAAGAGUUAAAGAAUUGGAAUUUGCAGAAAGGGAUCUUAAAUUCAUGAGUGAAGCUAAGAAAGAAUUAUUAAAUACUGUAGAAGCAUUACAAGCAGAAAAUAAAAGGCUAUUAGAAAAUAAUCGAUCACAAAAGAGCGUGAGUUCUACGUCAAAUACGUAUUCAUAUGGAUCUAAAAUGAACGGUGUUAUUGAAUAUGAAGAUCGAAUGAUCUCAAGGGAUCAUUCACCUUUGUAUAACAAUCAACCUAACGGGAAUUUAGAACAGCCACAUUACAAUUCCCGGAUGAAACCACUUGGUGAAUACAAUCCUCAACAGACAUUCAGUCAGUCACCUGCUAAUGGUGGUAUUAAUUUAACACAACAAACAACAUCCAUGCCACAUAUGAUAAAUGGAGCUGCACAACAACAGCAACCAUCUCAGCAUCAACCAUUUAUUCCUCAAACACAAAGUUCAUCAGCACCACCACAACAUAUGCAACCUGGAUAUUUACCUAAUGGAUCACUUUCACAACCUCCAACUCAACCUCAACUCCAAGCAUAUGUUCCUAUCCAUUCAAAUGCACAUGUUCAAUCUGCACCUAUCCGUUCAAAUACUCCUGUUCUAUCUGGACCUAUCCGUUCAAAUACUCCUGUUCCGUCACAGAAAAUGCCGCAAAAGCAGGAUCAACUACAACUACAACAAUCUCCACUUCCAUCACGACAAACACAACCUAACCAAGAGCAAUCUAGUGUGAAACAAGAAAGCAAGACUCAUAGUCGUCAAGGUUCUCGUUCAAACAAUAUUGGAAGUAGCGGAAAGAAGCAGCGCAAUCAGAAUUCAAAGAAGAAAGAACGAGAACGAGCUAGAAGAAAUUCAACGACGACGGAAAAUUCGGAUAAUCCAUGGACCAAAA